CUCCAGCCAUUUUCGCGUACAAAAUAUUAAAUAAACAUGAAUAUUGGAAUUACGUGUAUAUAUAAAUUAUAAACGGAGGUAAUAAGAAAAGUAAUGUAAUAAUAAAUAAGAAAUCCAUUUAAUCAUCAUCGUCGUCUACAGUUUUCGUUGCCGGUAAUUGCUCCAAGUGUGUACCAUCUCCGACACUUUACCAUGAAUCUUCGCCGCCUCCGAUUCAUUCUGUAGUUUCAGCACAGAAGAAAUCGUGCCGCGCACCGCUUAGGGUUUUUCGGUUUAUUAAAAAAAAACGACGGGAGACCAUUGUGUUUGUAUUGCUUUUUCAGAGAGACCCAGAUAGGGAAGCUAGGGUUUUUGAUGAUUUGAGAGGAUUUCCCUGACUUUGGGGGGGGGAACUUUUUUUAGGGUUAGAUUACUAAUAUAAGGGAUACAAGAGGAUAAUGUGUAUACUGUGUGUGAUUCAGAAGUGGUCAAGAAGGGUGGCUACCAUGUUGCCAUGGUUAGUGAUACCUUUAAUUGGGCUGUGGCUGUUGUCCCAGCUCUUGCCUCCAGCUUUCCGGUUUGAGAUCACUUCCCCCAGGCUGGCUUGCGUGUUUGUCCUUUUGGUUACCCUUUUCUGGUACGAAAUUUUGAUGCCUCAGUUGUCAGCUUGGAGGGUGAGAAGGAAUGCCAGGCUUAGGGAGAAGAAGAGGUUUGAGGCAAUCGAGUUGCAAAAGUUGAGGAAGACUGCUACGAGGAAGUGUAGGAAUUGUUUGACCCCUUAUCGGGAUCAGAAUCCUGGUGGUGGGAAGUUCAUGUGUUCAUACUGCGGCCAUGUUUCGAAAAGGCCCGUCUUGGAUUUGCCCGUGCCACCGGGAUCAAAUUCGGGGAUUUUGAAAGAUUUGGUGGGGAAAGGCGGGAGGAUGUUGAACGGUAAGGUUUGGUCGGAUAAUGGUUGGCUGUGUGGUCAGGAUUGGCUGGAGAACGGGAAUUGGGUUGGUGGCGGUGGAUCUUUAGGCAGGAAAUCGAGUUAUUGGAGGAAUUCCAGUGGCGGUGGCGGAGUUUUUGGAGGAGGAGAUGAUGACUGCUUGGCGGAGAAGUCUUAUAAUCGCAUUUUUGUUUUUGCUUGCAAGUUAUUUGCAACUGUUUUGUUCUGUAUGCUCUGGCUUUGUAGGAAGCUUUUUAGGAUUAGUAGUGCAUCCAGAGAUGAAUCAUCAGUGGAUGGGGAUAGAGGAGGUGGGUUGGAUAAAAGGAGUGAAAAUGGGGGCCCUUUCCAUGAGAGUAGAGGAGAGAAGGCUCGCAGGAAAGCGGAGGAGAAAAGGCAAGCGAGGUUGGAGAAGGAAUUAUUGGAGGAGGAGGAGAGGAAGCAACGGGAGGAGGUUGCUAGGUUGGUGGAGGAGCGCAGGAAAUUGCGGGAUGAAAAAAUAGAGGCUGAGAAAGGUCAUCAUGGCAAAAGGUCGCCCCCUUUAAAAGGGUCUGAGAGCAAGAAACAAACAGAAAAGAAACGUCACGAAAAGAAAAAGGAACGAGAUCGUGGAUCUAGCAAAAGUAACUCUGACGUCGAAGAGAUGGAGAAAAGAGCUAGCAAAGAAAGUGAGCGAAUCAAAAAAGGUGACUGUGAGCGGCGAGAAAAUCAUAGAACUGUGUCCGAAAGUGUGAAGGCGACACAUGUUAAUGAUGUGGGCCAUGCAUUUAAAGGUACUCUCGCGCAUAAUCAUAGCCGAGGUAGUAUUGCUGGUAGCAGAUACUUUGAUCGCGUGAAAGGCACAUUUUUGUCUUCUUCUAGAGCAUUUACUGGUGGUGGUUUUUUCGGAAAGACAUCAAAUACUGCCGCUUCAAGAGAAACAAAAUCUAGUCCAUUUGUAGAUCAAGUUCAAAUACAUGCAAAUAAAAGAGAAAUUCCUCUAACCGAUCGUGUAUCUUCAAAACCAACAAGCGUAAUUGGAGAUGAAAAGAUCAACAUCCGUCCUCCUGGGCCUGUUGAAGCUCAACCUAGUCCGGCCCCUAAAAAGUCAUGGCAACAUCUGUUCACUUGUUCUUCUCCCCCUGCUAAUUCUAAUGUAAUAAGUAGGCCAAAUACAGGUUCCAAAGUAGAACUUAAUAACCCCUUUCCAGCUAGCAUGCCGCCAACUGCUCCAGCAUUUGACAACCCUAUUAGUUUUGGACUGCCCUUUACUUUGCCUUCUUUUCCUCCUGGACCUCCGAACAACAGCAGUAGAAGUUUUCUUUCAUCAUCAGAGGCUAUGUUUCCUCAAAUUAGAGAAGCACCGCUUCAAUAUUUGCCGGAGGAGUCAGAGAAUUUUGCAGAUCCUUGUUAUGUUCCCGAUCCGGCAUCCUUGCUCGGGCCCGUGUCUGAAUCUCUUGAUAACUUCCAGUUGGAUCUCGGAUUUUUGUCAGAUACAGGGUUGGAAACACCAUCUGCUUUCAAAAGUAGUCCUUUACCUGCUGAAGUCAGUAGACCAUCUCCUAUUGAGUCUCCAAUUUCACGAUUAAGAAUUCCGGAAGAAAGGCAUGCCAUUCCUUUUUCUUUCCAAGGUGCUUCAAGGCCCCAGGACCUGCAGCAUAUUCCAGUGGAUGGGUAUACUAAUCUGAAUGAAGCUCGACCUUUUCAUAUGUGGGAAACUCCAAGCCCUUCCAGCUGGCUGCCUGUUGAACUUAGCGGACCUAAGAAUGAAGAUGUCUUGCAUUCUGCUCCUGCACCUCAGAAAUCAAUGGCUUCACUUUUUAAGAACGAUGAUCAUGUCUGUUCCAGUGCACAUUCUUCUCAGAAGGUUCUUUUUGGCCAUGUCCAGACCGGUGGAACACCUCACAAUAGUUCUAUGACUGUCGGUAAUGAUGGUUGGUUGCCCAAGACAUUUUUCCGGCCAAAUCCUGGCAGUGAAGAUCUUCUUUUUUCUUUGCCCAAGGAAGAAGCUGUUCAGAAUAGUAAGAUUUAUGGAAGCCCAAGUGGUAGUGUAACUAGCCAUCUACCUGAGGCGUCCGCAGCUAAUUCUUGGGGAAAGAAUGACAGAAACGUUCAGAGUUCAGGAGGAGUCGGCGUAGGAAAUGCAUCAGUGACGAUGAAGCCCCAUGUUGUUGGUCUCUACUCAACUCCAGAUGUACAGUCUCUGUGGUCAUAUGAUCAAGAAAAAAGAAUAUGAGAUUAGAAUACAAUGUGGGACGUAAAAAGAAUUCAAUUCAAUACAACUCCUGUAGUGAAAAGAGAGGGCUAACAGCCUCUUUUUGAGAGAGAAUUUAGAAAUACUGGACACAAUGUAUCUUCCUUCUUUUUCUUUACAAGGGAGAUUUACUUUACAUCAUCAUCAUGAUCAUCAUCAACAUUAUAGGGGUAUACUCUGGCUGCCUUGCAUGACUAUCUUUAACUAGGGAUGAAUUGCUUCUUCUCUCCUUGCAGGUUUAGCAAUCUGACCUGAUUGUGGCCAUUUAAUUUGAAGUACAUUAGGUUUUGUUCACAAGGUGGAUUGAAUGCAUUUUUCCAUUUGUGGGAUUUAGUCUUGUAGCUGUCAUUGUGUCUGUUGAAAAUGUGCCGAAGAGGUUUAGGGAUUUAGUCUUGUAGCUGUCAUUGUGUUUGUUGAAAAUGUGUGGAGGAGGUUUGGCUUUUAGAAUUUGUGUUUGAUAUAGAACAAUGGCAAUAUAUGAACUAUAUAGAGUUCUCCGUACGUAAGUACUUAGUUUUUGCCGAUGUAAGUUGCUCUCUUGAAGUUUUGAUCCCACCGGAAAGUGGGGAGUCUUCGAGCAUGCAUCUCUUAUGGGCUAUAAGGUCUCCAGUCGAGUGCUUUUCACUUGCUUUAGUUCGUUGCUAUCCUCUGCCAUGGUCUUAGCAACGUUCACCCUUGUGUAUUGUUUGGUUCUUUUCUAUACAAGGAAUUCCUUUUCAGUGUUUGCUGCAAUGUCUCCGUUGGAAAUGGAACCUCAUCUCCUUAGAGAAAUCGGCAAUCCACCCGAAUUGGAUUCCUUUGGUGUUUCCCCUAUCGUCAUGGUUAGGCGUCAAAAAAUUUCACUAAGUAUAUGUGUAUCAGCCAGCGCGAAGGGAUGAAUAUGCUGUACUUUCUAACUCUUGAUCUUUAGGAUGGGUAAGUGGGUAAGACAUCUGAAGCUUCCUUGGUUAAGUACUUCUUGUCUGGUUUGGCCAACCUGUUGCAUUGAAGCAAAAGAAAGUCUUGUUUUCUUCUUCUAGUUAGAAUUUAGAAACGACUGUGGUUCAGAUAGAACCAAUUGAUCAAGCACGGAGUAAAUUGGUCUCAAUGCUAAACGCGAGCACUAGAUGACCCGUGUAUACUUCGUAAAGUUGUAAACAAAUGCACAACCACAGUACUUUGGUUUAAACUUUUGUACAAGAAUCCACCCACGUUGGCUAGAAAUAUAUAUGCAUCACAAAUAAGAAUCCAGACCUGUCUAAAAGUAUCAAUUUUCUCGAACCAUACUCGUGAAAGCUCCACGAGGACGAGGUAUCAAUCCGACUAGACUGUUUCUUGUUAUCAAGGAAGCUCAGCUGAACCUGCAGCCUCUAAAACAGCAGGCACUUGAGAGAGCUGGUGCUGUUCCUGUGGCAUCUCCGGCAGCUGAGGAAGUAGUUGCUCUGGCAUAUUGCCUUGCCAUGCCCAUACAAUGUCCUUCAAUGCUGGCCUUAUGUCCUGCUUAACCAUCUGGUCAUAUUCUACGGUAUCCCCAGUACACUUUUUCACCUCUACCAAAUGAAAUUCUGGAGUGAUCUCAAAGAUCUCUGCGUCGAUACACAAUUCCCCUUUCCGGCCCGCCUUUGAUCUUUCUAGUUUCAUCAACCCUCUGUCCUUUUUACUUACCUUCAAACCUAGACGCCCCGCUAACUCCUCUAGCUUUGAGAUGAUGGUUUUUGCCGUUUGUCUCGAUGUAAACCUCAUUUCUUUCUUUCUAUCAUCGCUCCCCAUGAACAAUCCGGACAGGUCGAAACCAGCAGAAAAUGAGAUGAUGUCAAAUGCAUUCAGUCUCAUUGGCUGGUCUUGCUCAUUGCUACAAUUUGUCCCACCAGGUUUAUAUCCCGGGUGUGAAUCGAUUCCAGUCUCUUUUGUAUCAAGCCUUAUUACAGCCUUCCUAUCACAACUGGCUUCUCUUUCAAUACUCGGUUCAAAACCCUUUCGGAACCAAGGAUUUUCCAUGAUUUUAGGUAUAGAUAUCCUGGUGUUCGGAUUUGGAUCCAAUAUUUUGGAGAUUAGCCGGCGAACUUCGGGGGAAAACCAGUUAGGAUACUUGAACUCCGCCUUGCUAAUCUUUCUAUACAUCACCAUUAGAUCUGAGUCCUGGAAAGGAAGAUAAGCAGACAACAGAACAUACAAGAUCACCCCACAUGACCAGAUAUCGGCCUUGGCCCCGUCAUAACCCUUGCGAUUGAUUACUUCCGGCGCAACAUAGGAAGGCGUGCCACAGGUAGUGUGGAGCAAGCCAUCCUGCCUCUUUGAUCCCGCGAGCGCGCUCAAUCCAAAGUCCGAGAUUUUAAUAUUCCCAUUCUCAUCCAGCAGUAGGUUUUCUGGUUUCAAAUCACGGUGAUACACACCUCGGCUGUGGCAGAAAUCCAUUGCACAAAUCAACUGUUGGAAGUAUUUCCUAGCAACGUCUUCUUUCAGCCUUUUCCCUUUGGCGGCCAGGUCCGCCACCUUUUUGAAGAGCUCACCUCCUCUCAUAUAUUCCAUGACAAAAUAGAUCUUGUUUUUGCUAGCCAUAACCUCAUAAAGUUGCACAAUGUUCGGAUGCCUAACCAGUUUCAUCACAGAAAUCUCCCUUUUGAUUUGAUCAGCCAUGCCAACCCUCAAAAUCUUUUCCUUGUCAAUGAUCUUGAUGGCCACAUUUGAACCGGUAGUAACAUCCUUUGCAUGAUAGACCUUUGCAAAGGUGCCUUGCCCCAACAGUUUCCCCAACUCGUAACGUCUCAUCAAUGUGGUUGUCCCUUUGUUUUCCAUGUCAACACCCCUAAAUACUAAAAAAGAAAUUCAAAGCUGAAAGCUGGAACUGAAGAUACCAAACAUAUAAUGAAGAUCUCAAGAACCCUAAAAGAAAUUAGCUCAACCAUCUUCACAGAGGUCAUGAUAUGACGAUGCUAUCAUCCGCCUUCUGCAACACUCACUGUAAACCGACAUACCGCGAGAGAUGGGAAAAGCAGUAAUCUUUAUUGUCGGGCUGCUGAUGAGGCAGAGGUUAAAAGCAAUGAAUGUGGCAGAGAAGAUAUUGAUCAGGAAUCCAUUAACUUGUUCAAGUUUUUCCUCAGAGAAUGCCUGGUCAGCUUGCGAAAACCACAUCUUUCAACAUUCCCAGAGGGUUAAAUCUGAGAACACUGAAGAUAAACUCUGCACCUGAAAAAUUAUGCAACAGAAACAAUCGCAUGUUGGAAACACUAGAUGAAAGAGUGGAGAGAACCUAUGGAAUUGUGAUUGAAAAAAAAAAAAAAAUUCAUGUAGGACUCAAGACAGCAUGUUGUAGAAGGAUAUAAAUCACACUCAUCAACAAUUAAUCAGGAAACACAGAGACUAAAAUGGGAGUGCUCAUCAGUCCAUCGACCUCUGAAUUAUUCCUUCGCACUCCCCCGGCAUUGAAUACUUCAUCAUCCAAAUAAAAAAAAUGUAACAAAUUGAUGCUAAUAAGCAAUUGUUAAAAGGAGGAAAGCUGUAUUGGUGGUGGUACUAAUAAUUUUGUCCGAUGAGUCAAUGCCACAACUUAUAGAGGGAAGCCAAUUUCCUCCCCCCAUUUCCACCCUCACGGUCAGGUUUGAAAACAACAAAACACGACAAACACACGAAACAUACAAUUAAUUCACAAAAAACAAUCGGAGAAACCCUUAAAGACAACAACGCACAAGAAGCGAGAACAUAACUCAAACCUCGUACCUGUUCAAGUAGAGACGAAGA
Molecule: messenger RNA, 6851 nt
Organism: Oldenlandia corymbosa var. corymbosa
Lineage: Eukaryota; Viridiplantae; Streptophyta; Magnoliopsida; Gentianales; Rubiaceae
Source: the annotation of a GenBank genome assembly